Molecule: messenger RNA, 1509 nt
Organism: Cercopithifilaria johnstoni
Lineage: Eukaryota; Metazoa; Nematoda; Chromadorea; Rhabditida; Onchocercidae
Source: the annotation of a GenBank genome assembly
AUGGGAAAGAAAGGAAAAUGCAAAAAUCAUAAAGAUAAUCAAAAACAUAAGCAGCUUAAGAAAUCAAAGCAGAAAGCAUUAAUUGAUGGCGGUGAUUCCGAUGAUCAAACUUUCAAUAUUGAUAGUUCACAAUAUUCAGCUAAUGCUGUAAAUUGUGUGAAAUGUCUGAAAGCAAAAAAUGAACAUCCUUAUUCUCAUGGACCAAGUAUUAAAGAAAUUAUGGAUAUUUUUGGUAAAAAACCAACAAUGAAAAAUUUUAAACAUUCUCUACAACUUCUCAAUGAACUUGUCGACAAUUAUGAUAUAUCGGAAAGGAUUGCUGAAAUAAUUCAACAAGGAGUAGAUGUGAUUUUAAUUCAGGGAAUGCAAUUUACGAAUUCCACCAUUCAGUACUAUGCGAUACAUGCUCUAUCGGUUAUUACCAAAUAUAUGAAUGAAACACAAUUGAAAAAUUUGAUACCAUGUGGACUAUUGAAAGGUUUUGCAGCUGCAUUACAAAGUGACAUGUAUUUCAUCAUUCAAGAGGCUAUUGAAGCAUGUUCAUCUAUUGCUACCAAAAGUGUUGCAGUGCGUGAUAUUCUUGCAACAUUUGGUUCAUUGCAUAUAAGCGAAUUGCUAUCAAUGUACGAUCAAGUAAUUUCCAGGGAAUUUGCAUCCGUCAUUGCAACUUUUUUACGGCGCUUAUGUUAUCUUAAGCCAGUUCCAGAAUUUAUUCUAAGACGUGUCGCAAAUAGUGCUCGUUAUCUUUUACGACAUGAGGAUUAUGAAAUUCGCAUAGCUGCUUUGGAUGCUAUAUUUGAAGUAGUAAGUAACAAAGAUUUUACUGUUACAUUUGAAGAUGCUUAUAUGGAAAUCAUUUUGAAAUUUCUCGAUAGCCCACGACGUAGUGAAGUUAGAGCGGCAUUUAAUAUUGCUUCAGAAUUCACAAAACAACGUAAUUGCAACACCAAUGAACUUAUUAAAGCAGGAUUUAUUGGAAAGAUUAUGUCUGUUCUUGCUCGAAAUUCAACUCCUGACUUUGGUUAUGAUGCUUGUUCAAUUUUGGCAAGAAUUCUAACCAAUAAGAAUUAUAUAGAAUCCGCAAUAGAAUCAGGACUUAUAUUACUACUUAUUGGACUUAUGGAUGAGGGUACCAAUUUAUAUAAGAAUAAAGCUUGCAAAGCAUUAAUAUGUAUGUAUAGUAAUAUUGAUCGAAAGAAUGCGAUAAGAUUAGCUGAUGAAAUAUAUCUUGAAAAAAUAUGCAAUAUUCUCAUGACAAAUGACAAAAACAAUUGUAUAGCAUGCGCUCUUUCACUUCUGAAUUGUAUAUUAAAGGGAUGUUCAAAGGGGAAUGUUGACAGACAGCUAAACUAUGCGACGCAAUAUAUUACAGAAUCGGAAGCCUAUAAAUAUAUUACAAAAUAUAUUAACAGCGAAUGCUUCAAAAUACAAAAUUUAGCAGAAAAUGUGUAUCAUCAAUUAAAUGAUAAUAGUAAAGAUAAUACAAACAAAGAAGAAAUGGUUAGCUAA